AUGUCGUCGACGCUGCUACCGUUUCUGUAUCAGACGCGGACUCUGCGUCGCGCGAUUGUUGCACAGCCAUUGCUCGGCGCCAUCCGACAUGCGCACUCGGUGAGACGCGGGCGGAUACCAAAGAAUGACAAUUCGAUCCCGUUCGAAUGGGACAACGAACUCCAGGAAGAGCUGGGAGAUGUCCCGGGACAAUCAUCGACAAUAACACCAUCCGAAGCCGAGGUUUUCAAGGGCAUCUUUGACGAGAUCGCACAGGGCCGCAUGCCCGCCUCGAAGAAACGGCCGUCCCCCGGAGCCUCGCCAGGGCAAACAUGGCCAACGCAUGGUCCCGGUGCCGAUUACUCGAACGGCAUGGCGAGGUCCAUUGUCGAACAGGCACGCGUCACCGAGUUUCGCGACAAGUUUCUGCGCCGCUACCCACAAUCCUUGCGCAACGCCGCCCAGGUCGCACUCGGCCUCUACGAGCUAGAACCCGGCGGCGCCUCUGAAUCAAGUCGCAUGCUGGAGUUGGACGAGGCCGACGAGGCCAAGUGGGAAGAGCGCGCGCGCUACGAUCGAAUCCGAGUCGAGGAGCGAGAGCGGGUAGACGCCUUGAUGCGCGACUGCGAGACCGACGCCGAGCUCUGGCACGUCAUGGAGCGCGAGGUCUUUUCGCUGCCCGAGAAGCUGGGCAUCGUUCAGGGCGCCUCCGUCAAGGGCAAGAACAAGAGAAGCAGCGCCGGCACAUCAAGGCGGAAAACGCCCAAGGGCACUCAGCUCGACGAUGCGUCCACCCUCACAGCGCAGCAGCAAGACGCUCAGAAGCGCAUCAUGGACGUCCACGGGCCGCUGUACCCGCACUUCCUCAGCCGGGGCCUCGCCCUUCUCGACACGGCCUUUGCGCGCCCCUCGCCGCGCGCCUUUGAGAUCCUGCCCCGCGUCAAGGCGCUGGGCCUGCCUUCAUACGUGCUCGGCGUGUCGGCGCCCUUCUACGCGCGCCUCGCCCGCGUGCACUGGGACCGCUUUGGCGACGCGACCGCCGCGCUGGACGUGCUACACGAGAUGGCUGCCGCUGGACUGUACGCGGACGAGGCGGUCGCUGAGCUGCUCGCUCGGAUUCGCAACCACCUCCACGGCUGCACGUGGGGAGCGCAGGGCCCCUUCGUCAUGGCCGUCAUGGAGGCGCCGCCGUAUGACGGCGCGCUGACCCAGCGGCUCGAGGAGAUGGAACGCUAUGCGCGGGAGUCGAUGAGCGAGCGCGAUGUCGCGUAG
Purpureocillium lilacinum is the source of this 1251-nucleotide messenger RNA. RefSeq lists its product as uncharacterized. NCBI's taxonomy places the organism in Eukaryota, Fungi, Ascomycota, Sordariomycetes, Hypocreales, Ophiocordycipitaceae. Gene Ontology annotation, cellular component: mitochondrion. The record is from RefSeq and is a predicted model, not a curated record.